Messenger RNA from Pseudocercospora fijiensis CIRAD86, 4704 nucleotides. RefSeq lists its product as uncharacterized. The record is from RefSeq and is a predicted model, not a curated record. The transcript has a single exon. The annotation marks the transcript as partial. Lineage: Eukaryota; Fungi; Ascomycota; Dothideomycetes; Mycosphaerellales; Mycosphaerellaceae. Gene Ontology annotation, cellular component: Swr1 complex. Gene Ontology annotation, molecular function: ATP-dependent chromatin remodeler activity; ATP binding; histone binding.
UCUCGCCCGCCCAGUCCGCCGUGGAAGAAGGUUCAAGCGGAAGGUCCCACUAGUAUCAUCGUCGACGGUCAGCGCAAGAGUGGUCGUGUGAACAAGGAACUGGCGCAUGGUCCCAGGCGUGUAAGCCCGCGCACGAAGAAGCAGGUCGAUAAGUUGGCUGGAGACAAGCAUGCCGAAACGAAGCAGUCGACAGCUGCAAGCAAGAGCAUGGGAGGCAUCGAGAGAAAGAGUGAUGCAGAGGCGACGAAGCAGGUCAACGGCCUGGACAGGCCAUCAAGCUCGUCCGACAGUGCUGCAAGAAUCGCAGAGCUGAAAGCCCAGAUUGCUGCAUUGCAGCCCACACGUUCCUUCGAUACGCCGACGACCGAUGCUGAUCAUAUGCCCAAGUCUGCCAAGGCAAAGUCGCGCCGCCAUGUCGUCAAACGGGAAAGAACGCAAUCACCUCCUGUGCAGCGAAAGUCGCACCGACCGAGCGAAGUGCAACAUUCGCCUGAACGCGCAAAGCCUUCACCACGCAUCAAGCUGAAGCUGAAUGCUACCAGACGAGUCAUUGAAGCACCACAUCCUCUUGCUAGGCCACCUUCUCCUCUCCAUCCACCGCGAUCUCUAGAAUCAGUGUUAGAAGAGUACGAAUUAGCAGAAUUGCAACAGCCUUAUACCGAAAAUGAUCGAGGUCCUCCUGAUGCUGAGUUCUUUGUGCAAAGGGCGAUCAAGCAGGCUGAGGAAGAAGGAGCAUUACGGAAGAGACUCUUGAAGGAGGCCGAGCCAGGUGGAGCGUUGAGCAAAGAGAAUUUGAGCUUAUUCCGAGAUGAACGACAAGCCGAACCUCCCCAACAAUACGAUCAUCACGAUCAUCUGGUCGCCCAUGCGCUGUUCCUUCGGCAACUGCAGAUACGAGAAAAGACACAACAUCGUCUGCUCGCGAAGAAGCUUGCUCACGAAGCGUUGGAGAAAUGGAAGGCGAGACACGGACCAACCGAAGAAGAUUUGAUCGCCGAACGAAACAGGAUCAUUGACAAUAUCAGGAAACAGGUUGUCGCUGACAUGAAAGCCAAAUGGGAAAUGGUCGAGGCCCAUGUGCAAGAGCUGAAGAAGCGCGCAUGGGAGAGAGAACAGGAGCGCAUUCGAUCAGAGAGACUCCAGAAGAAGCUGGAAGGCGCAAAGGACUUGCUUGCCAAGCAGCGAGGAUACGCGGACAGUGAAGAUGUCGACAUGGACGAGGAUAGUACCGGUGACGUGCAUGAUUCGAAUGACAGCGAAGAAGACUCUGAGGAGAACAUGAGCGACUCUCAAAGCGAAUCGGGAGAAGAUGAGCCAGAGGAAGAAGGUGAAAUGGACAAAGACGCCUUAGCAGCAUAUCUUGCGCAAAGAGAGGCCGAACCUCCCGAUCCAGGGAGCGAUGCCGAUGAUGAUGACGAUGAUGAAAAUCACGAUGACCAUGAGGGAUCUGACGAUGAAUCAAUGGCUGGAGUUGAAGAAGAACCAAAACAUGAUAGUCUGGCACAAUCAAGCAACGUCAAUGAAGGCGUGCAGGCAGAGCAGCCUAACGAUGUGGCCGAAGCUCAAAAAUCCUCCGAUAUGGAUAUGGACCAGCCACCAGCCUCGACAAGGACCCGUGACCGAACGUCCCGUUCUCCACCACCUGACCAAGCCCAAGCGGACGUGGAAGCUCAUCUAUCGUCUGACGAGUCAACGGAUAUGGAUUCUGAAGACUACGAUUCUGAUGAAGACAUGAGUAGUACGGGAGACGAAGCAGAUAAUGAUGACGAUAACGAUGGCGCAAGUGAUUCUUCUGACAAGCCUGACAAUGCCAGGACUUCACUCUUGGGUUUCUACAGCAAAGCCGAACUCAAGCAGGACCGCAAUGGUGGCCUCCCCACUCCGAACACUAGUGUUGAGAACGAUGGCGAUGACCACCCGCGACCUCAGUCUGAGCCUAGAUCUGAAGGCCAGGCCGACGCUGGAGCGUCGGAAAAGGUCGACUCACAGGAUAACAGCGCUGCUAUCGAUGCAGAUCAGACCACAGAAGUCCAAUCCAGAGCGGAAGAGGAUGAGGCAAUGGAGCUGGAUAACGCUGAAGCUGAAUCAACUGACGAGCGCGAAGAGCAUUCCGUCACUAAGAGCAUGGUCCCUCAGCCUACUCUUCUUCGAGGCACCCUUCGCUCUUAUCAACAAGCUGGUCUUGAUUGGCUUGCUUCACUGUAUCGGAAUGGAACCAACGGCAUAUUGGCAGACGAAAUGGGUCUGGGCAAGACAAUUCAGACCAUUUCUUUACUCGCUCAUUUGGCGGAGGUACAUGAAGUCUGGGAAGCACACCUUGUUAUUGUGCCUACGUCAGUCAUUCUGAACUGGGUCACGGAGUUCCAGAAAUUUUUACCUGGUUUCCGCGUCUUGGGAUACUAUGGCACCGCCGAAGAGCGCGCAUUCAAGCGCAAAGGCUGGACAAACGAUGCUCAUCAUGACGAUAAGACCAAGCGUGGUUACAACGUUGUGAUCACCAGUUACAAUGUGGCGAUGCAGGAUAUCAAUGCAAUCAGAAACGUCCAGUGGCACUAUCUCAUCCUGGAUGAGGCUCACAACAUCCGCAAUUUCAACAGCCAACGUUGGCAGGUUCUCAUCCGUCUUCGCACAAGGGCAAGGCUCCUUCUGACUGGAACACCUCUUCAAAAUGAUCUUGCUGAAGUCUGGUCCCUGCUUACGUUCCUGACUGCCGGUAAUGAUGACCAAUCUCAAGGCGAGCUUGAAGAGUUUCUGGCACAUUGGAAAGAUCCAGUCAAAGAGAUCUUCGAUCAGGGUGUCGAAAAGAUCUCAGAAAAUGCGCAAAAGGUUGUCGAGCAAUUGCAUAUAUCCCUACGGCCGUUCUUGUUGAGGCGUAAGAAGAUUGAGGUAGAGAAGGACCUGCCGAAGAAGACUGAGAGUGUCGUUGUGUGCAAGCUCAGCAAGCGCCAGCGGCAGCUAUAUCAAGACUACAUGGGCCUGGCAGAGACGAAAGCUACUUUAGCCAAGGGCAGUGGAGUGCAAGCUGGUGCCGUGCUACUGAGCCUGAGGCGGGUUUGUAACCAUCCAGACCUUUUCGACCCUCGACCAAUUCAGACCAGUUUUGCCAUGGAGUACAGUCCGCUUGAGGCAUACGACAUCCGAGACCAAUUAAUCAGGCGCAUGCUGGGUACGCAGCACCAGAUACCGGACUGCUUGAUAAUUGCAGCACGCGAGGACCGAAAUCGAUCGAAAUUGCGAAGAGGGAAGCAAUUGUCUGGCACAGGCCAUCUUCGGCGGCAACUGGAUGAGCUGACCGCCGUACAAAUCGAUGCCAAGCCAGAUCCUGCCACCGUGGCUGGCUCAAUUACUCUACAGCGGCUGCAUCGACGAGAGCGGAAGCUGGCCCAGCUUCGUGCAUGCAUCCAGGUAACUGAAAGUGCACUGGAAAGUCAACCUGUGUAUGGCUCGGAUUUGAAGGAACUUGUGACAAUACACAAGGACCAGCCUUAUCAAUUCAACAGACGUCGCGUCCCAGCAUACAAAGCUCUGCAUGCAUGGCUGCCGACCAGCCGCCGCCCGCUGCUGCUUGAGCAUCCGAGUGACUGGCACAUCCUCAAGAGCACUCGACUUCAGGAAGACAUCGCCACGCUUGGUAGCUAUGCCGACCGGCUGCAGGAUACUCUUCAGAGAUUUGCUUUUGUGCCACCUGCCGCCACUGUUCCCAUAUUGGACUUCGCUAUUCCAAGACCAGUGCAAGAAACAAUUCGGUCCUCGCCACUCUAUCCCGCAGAGGAAGAUUAUGCUCAUGAGGCUCGUGUCCGCACGUCAAUCGCCUUUCCCGACAAGCGACUUCUCAUCUACGACUCUGGCAAAUUGCAGAGACUUACUUACUUGCUCCGCGAACUUCAGUCUAAGGGCUCGAGAAGUUUAAUCUUCACACAGAUGACUGGCACUCUAAACGUCCUGGAGCAGUUCCUCAGUCUAAUGAAUCUACCAUACUUGCGCUUAGACGGCAGUACACCUGUUGAGCGAAGACAGCUCUACUCCGCCGAGUUCAAUCGUCCCGACUCAAAGUAUCAGUGCAUGAUACUUUCUUCUCGUGCCGGAGGUGUAGGCUUGAACUUGACUGGUGCCUCUUCUGUCAUUUUCUACGAUCUUGACUGGAAUCCACAGAUGGACAGGCAAUGCAUGGACCGAGCCCACAGAAUCGGUCAGGUACGAGACGUCGAGGUGUACAAGAUGGUUAGCGAGAAGACUGUCGAAGAGAACAUCCUUCGCCGAGCCAACCAGAAAAGUCUUCUCGAUCAGACUGUCAUCCAAGAAGGUCACUUCACGACCGAAUACCAGCACAAGGAAGACAAAGAAGACGAUGUCGCCCAGGCAAUUGAUCGUUUCCUUGGCGGAGAGGAGAAAACAACGCAGGCACUCGCUUCCGUGGAAGAUAAGGAGGACACUCAAGCUGCUCAGCAGGCAGCGAAGGAAGAUCGGCAAGACGACGUCGAUUUUGCAGAUCGGUCAUCGAAGGGCCCUUCGAAGGCUAACACGCCUGGACCAGGUGCGACCGAAGUCGAUGAAGUCGCGGAGGAACGGAAAGGUCAUGUUGAUCUGUACAUGGUCAAGCACAUGCAACUGCUGAUGAAAGACUGGGUAUAUGUGCCAGCGCCUGUGAGGAAGCUGGACAAACAUGGGCGAGACCCAAGCCACCGGCCGAAGAAGAGACGGUAA